UGCCAAUUGCCGCAUCGGGCAAACGACCGUGUCCCUGUGUGUGCUGCAACAUGCUCGAAUUCGAUACGCGAGCAGAUUGCGCAAAAAUAGCACUCCCGUUUCCACUAUCAAACUCCGCUUCUGGACAUGCACUUUGCCUUUAUUAUACAGAGACGCAAGGAUGGCCGCGCGGUGUGGUGCACGGUACGGCAAGCUCAACCAUGCAAUAUCAGAGUGGUCGGAAUGACCAGAUCUGGCAGCAAAGGGCUGUCGUAGGCGCUCGGCUCCGCCCGUACAGCUGGCAUGGAGGAAUCGUGUUGCUUGGGUCUUGCCAUGGCUGUAAAGCCACCGGGCAAAACACCAUGCCCGCGAUCCUCUAUCUGCGAGAGCUGCUGCCGGGGCCUCGCCCUCCUCUGGUGCUCAGCCCAAGGAGCCAAGAAAGCCUCAUCUGCCGUCCUCUGCUGCUGCGCAAAAACCCAGCUCAGCCUCGGGACACACGAUGGUACCAACUGUUUUCAGUCGUGAGAGAGUCGGCGUUUGCCUUGGUUCAACCCAUACAUCUUGAUCCUUUGAGUUGGAGCGACCCGUGGCGUGUCAAGGCGGGCCUGCUGGCGUCACGAGGCACAACUCAUGUGCUCUUGAAUAGCCAGCCCUCCUCGCCUUGCACGUAGGGAUAUUUGCGCGAGUGAUGGGACCGUCUCAAGAAAGCAUAUGUCAGGCCACGGGGCUGCCUCUUGAAUCGCCUCGAUGCUGGUUGCCCUACGCACUUUGUUUGCGUUCGCCAAGACGGGGCAAGACGACGACGGGGGAGCACGUGGCGUACCGGCUGGACGGAAAGAUCAGGACAGGUCUAGACCAAGGGUGAGUGGGCAGACCAUGGGCAAAGAGAGGUCGUAUUCCUUCUGAAUGCGUAAAAUGUCCAGACCCAGAUGGGAGACCUAGCCCUAACCUUCAUAGUGUGUAACUUUAUAGUCUGCGUCGAUGAAAUCGGUUUGGCGUGGAGCAUGAGUAUUCCUCGAAGCUGGACUAGACUGUUAUGUGC
This is a messenger RNA of Microdochium trichocladiopsis, 1021 nucleotides long. RefSeq lists its product as uncharacterized. Bases 51 to 650 code for a protein of 199 amino acids. The record is from RefSeq and is a predicted model, not a curated record. The transcript has a single exon. Lineage: Eukaryota; Fungi; Ascomycota; Sordariomycetes; Xylariales; Microdochiaceae.